Molecule: messenger RNA, 1449 nt
Organism: Canariomyces notabilis
Lineage: Eukaryota; Fungi; Ascomycota; Sordariomycetes; Sordariales; Chaetomiaceae
Product: NIF-domain-containing protein
Exons: 4
Coding region: 1-1449 (482 amino acids)
Cellular component (GO): plasma membrane
Molecular function (GO): phosphoprotein phosphatase activity
Source: RefSeq, a predicted model, not a curated record
AUGGCACGGGGCGAAGACAAGCCGCAAGCGGCUGCUGAAAGUUCGAAGGAGAAGGACGUCCUCAUAUCCGAAGACGGGGCGUCCGCAAAGAAGGGCCGCGGUCUCCUGUCGGUCCCGUCAAGGUCGUCGUCCCAAAGAAUUCAGUCCUCCACAGCGACAGGGCUGAGCGGUGCCACUGCCAACGAUCCGAGAGACAGUAUUGGCGGACACUCUAAGGAAUCCAGAGGAAGACCAACAGCGACUCCCGGCGUUUCAGAACCUAGUUCACCUGCACCUGGGUCGCACAGGAAGAAAAAAGGCGGGUUGCUCGCUUUGUUUGGCUGCUGUGGUGUCCCGGAUACCGCCAACGGUCUCGAUGCCGAACCUGACGUCCCAAGCCACAAACUCGACAAGAUUCCAGCCCGGCCCACAACCGCCAGCCGGAGAACAGCAACGCCGUCUGAACAAGCCUCUGCGAGCAAGACCCAUCUCUCCGAGAAGGGGCCAAGCCAGCAGGUAUCGCCGCCUCCGGGGCCGUCAAAGAACGGGAAGCGGAUCUCCGCCACUAGCACUCAAGACCAAUCCACUGUCGGCGGAGAGCGGGAUACCGAGUCCAAGCAGACGACGCUUGUGAGCCAAGGCUCAAGCAACCCGCUGAUCUCGGUGGAGCCGCCACGCGCGUCGAAUGCGGAUGCGGAGAAGGCGGAAGAGGCGGACGACAAGGAUGCCGAGGGCGAUGUACCUAUGAUGGAUGUUGGCGACAGGCAGCAAGGAACGCAAGGAGCCACGGCAACGGAUGACGAAUCCCUUCGAAGAGUUCCUCCUCCGCCUCCUGGGCCAGUACCCGCUGUUCCUAACGCGCCGUCAAGCACAUUAAUCGAAAGUCCUCCUGUCUUUGCCCCUGACCAACCUCAAAGAUUUCUCUUACCCCCUCAGGCCCCGGAGCUCAAGGGUCGAAAAUGCCUAGUCCUCGACCUGGACGAAACGCUCGUUCACAGCUCUUUCAAGAUCCUUCACCAGGCCGACUUCACAAUACCCGUCGAGAUUGAGGGCAAUUAUCAUAAUGUCUAUGUCAUCAAACGGCCGGGCGUCGAUCAAUUCAUGAAAAGGGUUGGCGAGCUCUACGAGGUUGUUGUGUUUACCGCCUCGGUUUCUAAGUACGGCGACCCGCUCCUUGAUCAGCUGGACAUCCACAAGGUCGUUCACCACCGACUAUUCAGGGAGAGUUGCUACAACCAUCAGGGCAACUAUGUGAAGGAUCUGUCGCAAGUCGGGCGCGACUUGAAGGACACAAUCAUCAUCGACAAUUCGCCAACAUCAUACAUCUUCCACCCGCAACACGCGGUUCCAAUCAGCAGCUGGUUCUCAGAUGCUCACGACAACGAGCUACUAGACCUCAUUCCCGUUCUUGAAGACCUCGCUGGCCCCAACGUGAGGGACGUCAGCAUGGUCCUGGAUGUCACUCUCUGA